Molecule: messenger RNA, 2513 nt
Organism: Ostrea edulis (European flat oyster)
Lineage: Eukaryota; Metazoa; Mollusca; Bivalvia; Ostreida; Ostreidae
Exons: 2
Coding region: 1443-2282 (279 amino acids)
Source: RefSeq, a predicted model, not a curated record
AUACAUAGGUCCUGAGUGUUUUGAUAUCACAAUGCGACACAUUUAUUAUUUAUUAUACGCACAUUCAUACAACUUUGGAAUUCCAGUAAAUAUAACAAAGAUGCCAAAUUGUUUUUCAAAUGUCCAAGUAUUGGGGAGAUAACUGUUUCUAGUUUUAUAUUACAUGUAGUUAUUUGUGAGUAAGGUGCAUUAUAAAAUAAGGACCGAAAACAGAAAUAUUGGACAUAUAAAUAAUGUAAUAACGAACGGGAUUUGAAUUCAACGUGCACACUUUGUUGAAACACUGAUUUAAAUACAAGUUUAAGAGUUUUCUCUAGACGCAAGUGUACUGGUAUAUAUAUAAAAUAGAGAACUCGUAUUUGUAAUGAAGAUAGAAGGCGGAUUCUCGAGUUUUUUUUUUGUCUUUUGUUUUUGUUUUUUGUUUAUUAGAAACGAUUGUAGAAGGGCGAGCCUGUCUGUGACAGUAAUAUAAGCGGUCGGUAAGAUCAUGUGAAAUUCGUUGUUUAAUUAUAUGGACACGUGUGAACUGAGGAAAUGGCCCAUAAACUGAUAAUUGUAUUACAAAGCCAUUCAUAAUCAACAUCGAGUUUUGGUAAUUCCAAUUCAAUUACACGUAGGUUGUUUUGAAUUUGUAUGUCAUUGCAUGCAUCAUUUAAGUUUCAUUCUUCAAAUUCAUGGAAAUGCCAAUCAUUUAAAUAAAAAAAAGAAUGGAACACUGAAGCAGUUUUAUCUAAAUUUGGUAAUGUUCCCUGUGUGGGAAUGGGUAUUUCGUAGAAACUCGGGUUGUUUUGGGUAUAAAUAAAGCGCCGUUUUCUUUAGGUUUAUACUCGCUCGAUGAAAGACAUCUUACAAUCAUAAACUCAGGUAAGUUUUUUCUGAAUUUUUUGAAUCUUUGAUUUUUUUUUUAAAAAAGAAAAGAAAAGUACUAGAGUCAUUGUAUUUAGAUGUUUCCUAUUGGUUUAAUGAAAUUAUGAAGAAAGAAAUACACGCAUCGAUCUUUUUUCCUACCGCUUCUUAAAUACCUUCUUUUUUUUUAGUUUUCCUUUUAAAAAUGUCUUAAUUAUUUUAGCUUUUCUUAAUAUUCUUUCACUAAAUUAUUGGUAAAUUUAACUUGAAAAAAUAUUGGGUGUAGAAUGUCAUUAUGAAAUGUAAUGAUUCAUGAAAGAUUAUUUUAAUGGGCAUAAGAAUGAAAAUUCGUGAGUGCACAUAGGUUGAAAUAGAUAAGACCAUCCACUGUGAAAAGAUCAAGUGGUGUUACGUCAGCCAUUAAAUGAGCAAGUUUCUCUUGUUCCAUUCGCGUGCCUAUUGAACGAAAUCGAUAUUUCAUACAAUAAUAUCAAUUAAUGCAUUUUUAUUGCUUUAGAAUUUAGUAAUGAAGAUAUCAUUUUGUUUCUUUCCAGGACGAACGAUAUUCGUUGAUCACAACACAGACUGAAAACGAAAUGGCUGCACCAACGUCCAUCAAUGUUGAGGAAAUAAGGGAAAGAGUUUGGAGAGAAAUUAGAGCUGAAGAUGUCCCGAUCACAGAACACCAGAGAAAAGACAUCGAUGCUUUGAUCUCUGGUUGUGCUGUAAAGGUAGAUGCGAUUACUAAAAGCCUGGCUGGACUACGUGAAGAUGCGCCUGUAUCCGAACUAGAAAAGCUGCUGAAGUCACACAUGGCCGAUCAUAACAUGAAAGCAAUACGGGAAGCGUUCCGAACGGAAACCUUCACCUUGAACAUAGAGAAAUCAGGAGACACGUAUGUAGCUAAAUUCAGUCGUGGUGGAGAAGUGUUUCAGGAAAAUGUACCUCUCACAUCAAAACAGAAUGUUUCACAAACCAGAGAUCAACAAAUUGCCAGUCUCAUCCUCGAAAUCAUCUUCCUUCUGUUGGGGUUGGCCGGUAUCAGGUUACCUCUCUCUAAAUCGCAACUCCAAAGAAUCAUUGACGAAAUAUUGAAAAUGAUUAGAGCUGGAAGUUUCCAAACCACCAUUCAGCAGUUGAUCGAUCGCUGGACUAGAGGCAACGCCAGACAGCGAGCAGUAGCAAUCUAUAACUUCAUCGGAGACAUUUUUAACCUCGGAAUACUCAGAAAUAUUCUCAAUAUUGUUCUUGCUGAUAUGUCUGCCUGGGAAAGAAUUCGGACAAUUGCAGAAGUAAUUCUCCUGAUUCUUCUUGCCCUGGGUUCAGGGGGCCUCGCUCUCAUCGCUCAAAUUUUGCUCGCUCUCAAUGAUACAGUGAAAAUUGGUGAGAAAAUUCGAAACUUGAUCCUUUUGAAUGAACUACAUGACAAAGUCUGAGAAAAGUUAACAGUACUGCAAUGUUAUCUUAGAAUGACGCUUACAUUUGCUUUUCAAUAAAUUUUUAUGACUCUAUUGUACACUAUAAUGUAUAUUCUUAUAUAAUUAACCUGUAUUUGUAUAGUGAUGAUUGCUUAUUGACAUUCACUAACCUGUGCUUGUGUAUACUCUGUACAUGUAGAUGUUUAAUAAUGAGAAUGCUUGAAUGCUUGAAAUAAAUGUAGUCUUUAA